AGGGCAUUUGUGUGAACUAACACAUUCAGAUCUUCCAAGAGUGAGGAGAGUAUAGUAAAAUUAGCAGAGGGUGAGAUCAGAAGAUUUACUAAUUUAAUACAUGAGUAAUAAUUUAAUUAUUGGGAAGUGUAAAAUUAAAUGCAGGCAUCAUAUGUCUUUAAAAAAUAAAAAAUAAAAACAAUUCCCAAAAUCGUAAUGAUAAUAAUUUAUAUGCCAGUGAUUCAGACACCGACCUUAUUCAAUCGUAAGAAUCUGCCCUCUUAAUUUAAAGAGAGAUCGUCAGAAUGCCAGAAUAACCCACAUCUUCAGUAUAGUAGACACUGUUAAACAUGGGCAUAUUAGUACUUUCAUAUAUAAAGGUGUGGCCCUACUAUAUAAUCACUGUCCAAAAGGAGUGAUUAGGCAAAUGCUAAUUACUAAACAAAGCAUUAAUAAUCAUGGCUUAAGAAAAUAUUGCUUUUUUAUUUUAUUUAGACAAGAAUAGUGGCUUUGCAGUUUUAUGUCUCUCAGUGCAACUCUUUCUGAUGCGAGAGAGAGAGAGAGAGUUCACUCUUUACUCACAGAGCUACUUGCCCACUUCUUCUUCUUCUUUUUUUUUUUUUUAUUUACUUUGUCUUUAUAACUAAGGCAUGCAUUUUCCCUCUUACAUGACUCACUUUUUGUGUUUAUAAUUAUGCUUUACUGCUAUAGGUCCACUUCUUGUUUUUAUUUUUGCUUUACCUUGUACUUCUCUUGAUUCUUGGAUGGUCCAAGUACUCUUUGGCUCAUUGCUGACUGCUCUUCUUUAAAACGGGUUGUUGGUUUUCUCUCUUUCUUUUAUAGAUUCAUAGCUUAACAACAGACUUGCAGCUCAAGAGAUUUGAUGGCUUAUAGUUACAGCUUGUUGGGUUUAUCUUUGAGUUCACUUCUUUGAGAUCUAGUGGGAGUUGCGGAUCUAUCGAUGGGGCUAGAUAUGGAGCUGGAUUUUGAGAAGAAAUGCACCUCAGAUCAGAGUCCUAACACUGUUCUUCCUUGUCGAAAGUUUUCCAAUGUUGAAAAGAGAAGAACAAACAAUAAACCUCCACGUAAAGAUAAUUUAUUGACAGCAAAGGAAGCUUUCAUGGAGAUAAGCUUUGGUCGAUAUCGUAGUUCCUCUUGCAAGACUACAUCUAGACAUGUUGGUCUAGAAGGUAACACGGAGCUGAAGCGAGGUUCCAUUUAUCAAAAUUCUAGAGAGGUAAGGAAAAUGAAGAAAAUGGGCAUUGACGAGGAAAGGAAGAAAAUUGAAUUGUCACAGGAUAGUGACACUACCUUCUCCUUUAACAUUGUUGACUCUUUGUGUAGUUCAAAUGAAGAGAACUCACAAAAGAGAUCUUCUGCACUGUGUUUGAACUCAAAUUUGAAUCCAGAAUCCACUAGGAAGCCUUGCACAGAAUCAAGCUUGUCAGAUGACUUCUUUGAAAUUUGUCCCAAUUUGGAUAAGAGGGAGAAACAAUUGGCUGGAACUGUAAGAAGAGAUUCUAUUGAGAAUCCAACCUUAAGGAGCGAGCAGGUUGUUGGUCCUACAAAUGAUGCUAAUGAUCUUCUUGAUAAAGAUAUUGCUUUGACAUUUCAUAGAUCACAUUCUGUUAAGGUAGAAAUGCCCUAUUCACCAUCUCCUUCAGAAAGUGAUUGCUCCUCCAAAGCCAGCUCAAAGUCUCGGUUUAGCCCCAUCAAAAAGAUGUUUGAUCCAUUUAUGAAAUCCAAGUCCCUACGGAGUCCUUUGGGGUUUAAAGCAGAGCCUCGGGAUGUCAAGAUAACUGAGAUGUCAAACAUUAGAAAGAAUCAGAUAUUGAGGAAAUCUGUGUUGAAUGACUUCUCACAUACAACUGGGAAAUCAGACAUCGAUUCUCUGCUUGUAAGGAAAGAUCACCAUAAUUUGGCUGCAGCAUGUUCACCAGUUCACCUACAUGGUUGUCUCAAAUUGGACAAUAAACAUGGCAUUCCACAUUUUGAGUUCUCGUUGGAGUGCCCAGAAGAAGUUCUUGUUGCAAAGACAUGGAAAGCAAAUAAUGCUUUUAAUUGGGUUUACACAUUUCACUCUAUUAGCAGUAGAAAGAAGAGUAAUGCCAGUGGCUGGGGGCUGAUUGAUGGCAACAAGGAUUCGUUGGUAGUGGGACAGAUGGAAGUUUCAUGCUAUUUAUGCUCAGAAUUAAAAGAUGUUGGGGAGUUUGACAACUCUAUGGUGACAGAAUUUGUGUUGUAUGAUAUUGCACAUGCAAGACAAAGUGUUUCUACACAAGAUCCGGCUGAUAUCAUUGAGCCUCCCAGUGAUUUUAAACCAGGCUCAUUUUGUGAAACUCAGAAGUUAAACAAUGGCUCUGAACCAAUAAAACUCAAACAUCAUUCAAAACGUGCUUUUGACACUGGCAAUAUUGAUUCUUCAAAUCCUUACCCAUGGCCAUCUGCAGUUUUACAUGCAGACCUUGAGAUUGCAGCCAUUGUUGUUCAACUUCCAUUUGCAAAGAGAGAGAGCCUGAAAUACAAAAGAGGGGAUAAGUCCAGUGAUAAAGCGCAUCGAAAUCUACUUAACAAUUCUAUGAAUGAGCACGGAAGAAAAGGAGGCUUCACAAGUAGAGAAAGUCCAGAAAAGUUGAAGGUGGUAAUACCAACUGGGAAUCACAGUUUGCCAAUUGAUGAAAAUCAGGGCCCUUCUUCAUUACUAAAUAGAUGGAGAUCCGGUGGAGGCUGUGAUUGUGGCGGAUGGGAUAUGGCCUGUCCACUUACUGUGUUUGGAAGUCCUAGCAUCAACUGUGCUGAAGAUGUACUCCUCAUAGAUAAUCAACAGCCUUUGGAGCUUUUCGUUCAGGGAACAAAACAGAAAAUCCCAGCAUUGACCAUGAGAAUUGUUGAAGAGGGAAAAUAUGCAGUUGAUUUCCAUGCACAGCUGUCCACGUUACAAGCAUUUUCCAUCUGUGUUGCCAUAUUGCAUGGUGCAGAAGCCUCCAGUUCCACUGGGGAGGAAAAAAGCAAGCAGUUGCCACAUUGCAAUUCACUGAAAGUGCUUAUUGAGGAGGAAGUGCAAUUUCUAAUUGAAGCAGUCACUAAGGAGGAGGAGAAGAAAAAGAAAGUCUCCAAAAAGAUGGAAGAUAUCAAGAAAUCCUAUGUGCUUAAUCCUCCCUUUUCUCCAAUUGCUCGUGUAUAGACUCAACCAGAUUGCUUGAUAAUGCAAUGGCCCUUUCCAAGAAACCCAUAUUUCCUGGGGUGAUAUUCAUCUAAAAGAGCUUAGGACUACAGUACUGCAGUUUCUUGCCUAGGGUGGCUAGAUCAGGAGGAGUCUAAAUUCCAAUGCAGCCUUCAGUAGCUUAAAUGGUUGCGCUGAAUAUUUGACAUUAGCCAUUUCUUCUGCUGCUAUAGGGUUACUGCAUACGAAGGUGACAAAUUAAGUCCUUAGAUGUACAAGUUGAUUUGUUCUUCCAUUCUACGAUUAGAAUAGAAUAGAAUAGAAUAGAAACUCAUACUGUUCAUAUUGUAACUUGAUAGCGAGAGAAAAAGUACCAAUUCAAUUGUUUAAGAGAUAGGGGUCUUCAUACAUUUUUGUAACAUAUAUGGGUAUAAGGGUGGCUAUGGGGAAGUAGAUCCUGGAUUUGGUGGUCAGAUCAGAAGCUCGCAUUACUAUUAUAUUUUGAGCUAGGAAUCAGAAAUUUUGUCGAAAACUUGUGUUUCUCCAAAAAUAAUAAUACAGUGGUUUAUCUCUUGUCAUGCA
This is a messenger RNA of Ricinus communis (castor bean), 3724 nucleotides long. RefSeq lists its product as uncharacterized. Lineage: Eukaryota; Viridiplantae; Streptophyta; Magnoliopsida; Malpighiales; Euphorbiaceae. The transcript is spliced from 3 exons. Bases 941 to 3163 code for a protein of 740 amino acids. The record is from RefSeq and is a predicted model, not a curated record.